Messenger RNA from Phlebotomus argentipes, 2133 nucleotides. It is a transcript of the gene Atg18a, whose product is annotated as WD repeat domain phosphoinositide-interacting protein 2. Gene Ontology annotation, biological process: protein localization to phagophore assembly site; nucleophagy; protein lipidation. The coding region runs from base 421 to 1620 and encodes 399 amino acids. NCBI's taxonomy places the organism in Eukaryota, Metazoa, Arthropoda, Insecta, Diptera, Psychodidae. The record is from RefSeq and is a predicted model, not a curated record. Gene Ontology annotation, cellular component: phagophore assembly site membrane; cytosol; extrinsic component of membrane. The transcript is spliced from 7 exons. Gene Ontology annotation, molecular function: phosphatidylinositol-3,5-bisphosphate binding; protein binding; phosphatidylinositol-3-phosphate binding.
CGGUGAGCGAACAAAAACUCGGUGGCAGCCUUGUGCGAUCGUAAAAAUACUUUUUUCAGGCAUUUUAAGCGCACCCCUCCGCCCUAAGUGUUGUCCGUGCGUGCCCCCAGAGACUGAACUAAAGGCUGCAAGUGUGCUUAGACCGCGAAAAUCUUGAUAAAGUAGUGAAAAGUGUAUUUUUCUGUGUGUCUCUUUUGUCAACUGCGUCGCCAUAAACAAAAGUCAGCUGUCUUGCUGUUGUGUGUGGGAAAACAAGCGUUUCUGUGACCUGGCGAGGGUAGAGAAAGGUGCUCUGUGCAGUCGUAUGAUAUUGUCAGCAGGGCCACUGUCACCUACCACCACUUGCUCUCUCUGUCGCACUCGCAUUCCCAGUCCGUGGAGACGGAGACUCUGGUCAGGGGCGCGAUUCUCGGGCGUAUAAUGGACUUGCUGGGAAGGAAGGAAAAGGAGGAGGAGGCAUUCAUUGUCAACUUCAACCAGGAUUGCUCGUCACUCUUCGCCGGGUACAAGAAUGGCUACAGUCUGUUCUCACUGUCUUCCAUCGACACGAUGUUGGAGGAGAUCUACAGGAGCAACAGCGAGGAUAUUCGCCUCGUGGAGCGUCUAUUCAGCAGCUCCCUGGUGGCCAUCGUGGCCCUCGACCAUCCCCGGAAGCUGAAGGUGUGCCACUUCAAGAAGGGCACAGAGAUCUGCAACUACUCGUACUCAAAUACGGUGCUGGCCAUUAAGCUGAACAGGGCUCGUCUGGUGGUGUGUCUGGUGGGCAGUCUGUACAUCCACAAUAUUCGCGACAUGAAAGUGGUGCACACCAUUCGCGACACACCGCCAAAUCCCAACGGAUUGUGCGCCUUGGCGCCCAGUUCAGAUAACUGCUACUUGGCGUACCCGGGCAGCGCCACUGUGGGCGAAGUGCAGAUCUUCGACGCUGUGAAUCUGCGCGCCAAGAUCAUGAUUCCGGCCCACGAUUCACCACUGGCGGCUAUUGCAUUCAGCAUCUCCGGUCUGGAGGUGGCGACAGCCAGCGAGAAAGGCACUGUGAUCCGCGUGUUUUCGGUCAACGAUGGCUCGAAGCUGUACGAGUUCAGACGAGGCGUGAAGAGGUGCGUCUCGAUAGCCUCUCUAUCGUUCAGCACCUGCUCCAACUACCUGUGCUGCAGCUCCAACACCGAGACGGUGCACAUCUUCAAGCUGGAGCGUCCCAGUCCGGAUGCCAAGGACGCCGUGCAGGCGGACGACUGGAUGGGCUAUAUCAGCAAGGCCGUGACCAAUUUCACCAAUAUGGCUCUGCCGUCCCACGUCACGGAUGUCUUCACUCAGGGCAGAGCCUUCGCGUCUGCCAUGCUGCCAGUGGCCGGACUGAAGCAUUCGUGUGUCAUUACGACGAUCCAGAAGCAACUCAGACUUCUAGUGGCCUCGUCGGAUGGCUAUGUAUAUGUGUACUCAAUUUCGAGCGUUGAGGGUGGCGAAUGCCAACUGGUGAAGAAGCAUGACUUGAGGAACAUCGAGAACACGCCACCACCGAAGCCUUUCGUGACCGAGGGCGUCCCAAUGGUCGUGCCGCCGGCAACGCUGCCGCCGGGACCGAGCUAUGCGUCAGCGCUCAAGGAUAAGCCAGAGUAGAGAAAAUGAUGAGACAAUUUGUAGACAUGAUGUGAAUGUGAAUGACUUUUCACACACGAAGAGACGCAAUGAAAUCAACCCUUCUUUUUUGAAUAUAAAGGCAUAGAGUUUACAAGCGAUUAAGAGCAUUUUCACGGUUAUGUGUUGGCCACGUGAAAAGAGAGAAAAAAAUGAGAGUUGAGUAGUUAUUAUUGAAUUCAUUAUUAGAGAUGCUGAAUGAUGUGAGAUAAAUGUUCGUCAAAGUAGUUUUUAAACACAUUUCGAGGAUAAGAAAAAUAUUUCUACUGUUUCUUUCUGUAAAUAUUUCCUCUUUUCCUGAGUUCACUAUCCCAAAACUGUGUCGUGUCGAUCUUUCAGAGACGAGCAGAAAUCAUUUCAAAAGCAGAAAAGAUCUUAAUUAAGUAAAUGAUAUCAAGUGUAACUGAUUUGAAGGCUUUUUAUCAAGUCAGGUGACAAUUUUGAUGAGAAAAAUUAUGUGUAGAUUUAUAAUAAAAGGAAUCUAUGAAAAUCUUA